ACGUUUCUACAUAAACUCAAUUCUUCACUCUUUUAAAUGUCUCUCAACAGAUUUUCUCUCUCUAACAUGCAAGUUUCUUCGGUGUCCAUUUCAAUGGAUUCGUGUUCUUGAUUCCUUCAAUUUCAGUCUCAGAUUCUUCUCCCUCCUUUUGAUUUCUUCGUCACUUUUGCCUUCGUUGAUUGAUUGGGGGAGGAAGAAGAAGACGAGCAGGCGACUAUGAAGAACGACGAACAAGUUCGGACUCUGUUUGGGAUUUCCCUCACCGAGCGCCCUAAAUGGCACCAGUUUCUCAUUUGCUCUUCUGGAUUUUUCUUUGGCUACUUAGUUAAUGGCAUCUGUGAGGAAUAUGUAUAUAACAAGCUGCAAUUCAGUUAUGGAUGGUACUUCACAUUUAUUCAAGGAUUUGUGUAUCUUUUUCUGAUUUAUCUCCAAGGAUUCACUGCCAAGCAAAUGGUUAAUCCUUGGAAGACUUAUGUAAAGCUUUCUGCUGUGUUGAUGGGUUCCCAUGGCCUCACCAAAGGAUCUUUGGCUUUUCUUAACUAUCCUGCUCAGCUUAUGUUCAAAUCUACUAAGGUUUUGCCCGUGAUGAUAAUGGGCGCAUUCAUACCCGGCCUUAGACGAAAGUAUCCAGCUCACGAAUAUGUUUCGGCUGUACUUUUGGUUGUGGGUUUGAUCAUCUUCACAUUAGCAGAUGCACAAACAUCUCCGAACUUCAGUAUUCUCGGUGUGAUCAUGAUAUCGGGCGCUCUAAUCAUGGAUUCGUUUCUUGGUAAUUUGCAAGAAGCCAUCUUUACCAUGAAUCCCGAAACGACACAGAUGGAGAUGCUGUUUUGUUCGACUGUCGUUGGCUUGCCUUUCUUGAUCCCGCCCAUGCUUUUGACAGGAGAAUUGUUUAAAGCAUGGACUUCAUGUUCUCAGCACAAAUACGUAUACGGAGUGUUGGUUUUUGAAGCCAUGGCGACCUACAUCGGCCAAGUCUCUGUUCUUUCACUCAUUGCCCUAUUUGGGGCAGCUACCACAGCCAUGAUAACAACAGCUAGAAAGGCAGUGACAUUAUUGCUAUCUUACUUGAUAUUCACAAAGCCAUUAAGUGAACAACAUGCGACAGGUCUACUACUUAUAGGUAUGGGGAUCACACUGAAGCUCUUACCCGAUUACAAGCCGAAAAACAGAGCUUUUCCGAGUACCGAGAGUUCAAGACCUGCUAACAUUGACAAUGAAAUGGCAGCACAUCAAAUAAGAAGCGAAAAAGAUGAAGAAAGAAGGCCAUUGGUUUAAAUUAGGAUCCCAUUUUAUUGUUCUUAUUUUCCAACUUUCAAUUUAUAAAUGCAAGAUAUUACCUAAGAUUUUCCUGUCU
Cucurbita pepo subsp. pepo (vegetable marrow) is the source of this 1357-nucleotide messenger RNA. RefSeq names its product UDP-galactose/UDP-glucose transporter 2. NCBI's taxonomy places the organism in Eukaryota, Viridiplantae, Streptophyta, Magnoliopsida, Cucurbitales, Cucurbitaceae. Gene Ontology annotation, cellular component: Golgi membrane; endoplasmic reticulum membrane. Gene Ontology annotation, molecular function: 3'-phosphoadenosine 5'-phosphosulfate transmembrane transporter activity. The record is from RefSeq and is a predicted model, not a curated record. Gene Ontology annotation, biological process: transmembrane transport; 3'-phosphoadenosine 5'-phosphosulfate transport.